Molecule: messenger RNA, 1885 nt
Organism: Aedes aegypti (yellow fever mosquito)
Lineage: Eukaryota; Metazoa; Arthropoda; Insecta; Diptera; Culicidae
Exons: 5
Coding region: 119-1855 (578 amino acids)
Source: RefSeq, a predicted model, not a curated record
GCUUCGCGUUGUUUUUGUUUUGAUCGCAAAUUCCAAAAUUAAUUUCACAUUGGUCAGAAUUCAAAAUAUCUUUUCGUUGCUUAUUCUCUUGAAACUCGACUUAAAAGAUCAGUGACCUAUGGCGUUGAUGGUUCAGCCGAGUGAACAUCUGGACGAACUCCCUAGAAGCCUACUAGAUAGUGUGCUGUUCGUGGAGAAGAUAGUGUUGAAUCGAAACAGUUCAGCGCUUGCUGUGAUUACCGCGGACCGGCAGUUGCUAGAAGUAAAGCAACGAUCGAUCGUCACCUGCUUGGAUUUGGGUGGUUAUGGUGUUGGGGAUAUAAGGCAAGCUAACCAUGAACCGCCAGUUGUAUCCAGUAUUUUUGGAACACUGUCUCCAACGAAACCGGACGAAGAAAUCGACCGCAGAAUAGUUCUAUCGGUAUUUCGUUCAAUCGAUGGUGCGGAUAGAAAGGUUUUCUAUUUGUUGGAAAUGGAGAGGAAGUUGGUGGUUGUGGAACGGAAACAAAGCCCCUGUCUGCGAUUUGUACAUUGUCAAACUUUUGAAGGGUUUAUUAAACUUGUGAUAACGGAACGGGAUGACCGUCCGGGAUGUCCAGUGGUAAAAAUUUACGUCGAACAACAAUUGGAGCCGAUUGUAACCGACUUCCAUUCCUAUCGGAUGGAGUCGAGUGCUGAUAGCGUAAAUAACUUCACCUGCUUUCAUGAGAUUUUGAAGGCUUUGAAAGAACGUGUGAAUCAACGUCGGGCGGAAUUGACCGCCUUACAAGCUGUAACCGGAGAGUUGUUUGAACAGAUAAAUGGGCAGCUGAAGCACGUGCCUAGUUUGCUAAGAACGGAGAAUCCAGAUGAAAGACAGCCACUGGUCAAGUAUGGAGAUGUUUGGACCAAGGUACAUAACGGUCUGCUAGUUAUUGGAGUUCCGGUGUUCAAUUGCACUUAUAAAAGACGUCUCACCCUUACAAAUUUGAAGUUGUUCCUCAAGAACCCGGACCAGCAGAAGCCGUUCGAAUAUUACUUUAAAUAUUAUCAACUGAAAGACGAUGACUUCAACUUCAAAAACUGGGAGCAAAUCUUGGAAUCCGAAGACAUUAUCUCAGAUGUUCCACUCUUUCAACAGGAAUGGAUACAACCGAAGAUCAAUGCACUGCACCCCGGACAAACAGCAAUCCUGUUGGCCACUGCUAAGCUUUCCCACCUAAAAACAAUCCAAUUAUCAACCGUCUUCGAAUGCUUCGUAACGUACGACGUAGCCACAACUGGUCAAGAUUCCUGCCCCGGUCUUCAACUGUUUGUGGGACUGGUUGAAGUGAAACGAACCGAUUUAUACAGCGUAGAUUUAGCAGUUGUCUUCAAUGGACGAGAUACUUUCAAAGAUCUGCUCGCAAUAACGGCCACUUCGGAGUACUUGGCCCUGGAACUUACAUUCGAAACUGUACCGAAACGCGGCUUCCAUCGAUUUUGCAUCGAGACACUGAAGUUUAGAUUGAUUAAUCAUGGCUGUGCUGCUGAGGAGCUGCAUCAAGAGGAACUUCCCAAUAUACUCUAUUAUGACGAUAACGGAUACUGGCGUUCGAUGCUGAUAAGAUUAGACGAGCUAAAACCGACGCGACAAAAGAUGAAGAUUUACUGCACACAUUCUCAUCAAAUACUUGCAAUGCUAAACGCCAUUUAUUCUGAUUAUGAAGAAAAAUGCUCAAUCAAAUUGAUUGAGGAUACACUAACCUCUGUGAUGGACUUCAAGGAAAGCCUUUUAGACGAAUUGUCCGCUAAAAUCGACAAUCCCUCAGACGUUCACAGGAUUCUAUUACAAGAACUAAAAACUGAUUCCAUUUAUUCAAAAUCCACUAUCUAAAUAUACAAUUUCAGCAUUUUUCCUCUUACA